Molecule: messenger RNA, 504 nt
Organism: Guyanagaster necrorhizus
Lineage: Eukaryota; Fungi; Basidiomycota; Agaricomycetes; Agaricales; Physalacriaceae
Exons: 1
Coding region: 1-504 (167 amino acids)
Source: RefSeq, a predicted model, not a curated record
AUGCUUGGAAUCCAUCUUGAAAGGUCACGGAACGCACCCCUCACCGUAUGGAUUCGCAGUACCAUCGACGUUGCAGAUCAUUCCUUUCUUUCCCUCAUUUCAACCCUCGCUUCCUGUAUCGAAAAUAUAUUCGUUUUAUGCAAUCGUCUUUGUUCCAUGCAAGGCCUUUCCCGGGGUCGGGGGAGUUUGAAUAGGCUCUGUCGUCUGAAAAUCAAAUCAGUGGAUGCUACUGGUCAGCCUACGUCUCGGAUACAUGAUGGAUUUGAUUAUGCAGGAAAUUUGCGAGUCUUCGAGGGGGAGAUGCCGCAGCCAUUGGUCAUUCCCUUCAUGUCCUGGAGCCAUCUUGCCCACUUAAUGUUUCCAGUCUACGGUACGCAGGACCUUGAUCUUCUUCUACAGGCGAAGUGUAUGAAGAGUCUCGAAAUUAACGACAUGGGAAUCACGAUCACCCAUGCGAGGAAUGGCACGGUAAGAGAAGCAUACAGCUCUCUCCUGACAGAUUGA